AUGGGCCUGAGCCCGGCCGCCCACGAAGACAGCAGGCGCCGCCUCUCUCGCUUCCCCCGGCCGCGCCCCAAACCCGCCCCGCGAGCCGCAGAAGAAUCAUCUCAAGCGUUGUUCCAGCUCUCUCCCAAGGAGCGGCCGCAGGGAACUUCAGAGCUGAGCAGAAGCGUCCAGGAGCGGGAGAAGCCCUUAGUUAACUUGGAGACUACAGCCCACCAGAAAAGAGCAGAGUCGAGUUCAACCCCAAAGCCGGAGAGUGCAGGGAAAUUAACAAAGCAAGUCGCUGAGGGCAAACCAAGACCCAGACCCGGAGACCUGAUUGAGAUUUUUCGAAUCGGCUAUGAGCACUGGGCCAUCUAUGUGGAAGAUGACUGCGUGGUGCAUCUGGCUGCCCCGAGUGAGGAAUUUGAAGCGGGCAGCAUCACUUCCGUCUUCAGCAACCGCGCAGUCGUGAAAUACAGCUGCCUGGAGGACGUGCUGCAUGGCUGCUCCUGGAAGAUCAACAACAAGCUGGACGGGACGUACCUGCCCCUGCCCGUGGACCAGAUCAUCCAGCGUACAAAAAAGAUGAUCAACAAGAUAGUGCAGUACAGCCUGAUCGAAAGGAACUGUGAGCACUUUGUCAAUGACCUCAGAUACGGUGUGCCCCGGAGCCAGCAGUUGCAUUCCCAGCGGAAACCAGCCAGUCUGGAUCUCACGGGCAGCCCAAUGGGACUCUUCCCCUGA
Leptonychotes weddellii (Weddell seal) is the source of this 723-nucleotide messenger RNA. The record is from RefSeq and is a predicted model, not a curated record. NCBI's taxonomy places the organism in Eukaryota, Metazoa, Chordata, Mammalia, Carnivora, Phocidae.